AUGGAAGAGUUGACCCCACCCUCCAAGCGCAGACGACUCGACGACAAUCUUAACCGCAACUACUCAGGAGACCGACAACCUCAAGACAAUCCAACAAUACCACUAGAUUCGAUAUAUGCUACUCAUUUGCAUGAUCGGCGGACAGCUUCACCAGGAAACCAGCGUGCUAAUGAAGUCAGUGCCGAAUACCACGAUGGAUCCUUUUUCACGGAUACCUCGAGUGCGCUGAGCCAUAAUUCAACACAAUGCUGUUUUGGCAUGCUAUGCGAUUUCCCUGUUAAUCCCACUCGUGAUCCCGAUAUUACCCCCCAGACAACUCUUCCAGUCGAUUUUCGACAUCCGAAUCAAUUGUCUUCCCCCUGUGGCACAAAUGCAUUCGAUAUACAAAAGAGGGAAGAAGCAGCGUUAGUUGCAGAAUUGGGCACUAUUCCAGAGUUAGCUACGCAACUUUAUUGCCAUAUAAAGAAUGAGGAUCUUGUCUCUGAGAGGUAUAGUUUGGGAAAGUGCAAAAGACGUCCGAAAAGACGACGAUUGUGGUAUCUUAACAUAAUCAUAUACGGCAACAGAGGGCUCGAAAAUCAGGUGGGAAAUUAUCUUUCGAGGCGUAAGAUGUAUCUUCAAGAUCCGCUUGGGUGCACACGUUGCGUGCCCUAUCUCAACCCACACAUUCUUUCUUCAGAAACCGAUGAAGUCACCAUGACUGACUUCUUUGAUGCGGUUGGUGACCUUUCGAUUGAAAGAAUGGAACCAGGGAUGGACCUACUUGCCCAAUUGAUGAAGGAUGAAAUUCCCUUACCGGAGACAGAGGCACCGAAAAGCGUCAAAUCCUCAUCCUCUUUAUUCCGGCAUCAGAAACAAGCUUUGACCUUCAUGAUAAGGCGCGAGGAAGGCUGGGAUUGGGACUGCAAUACCCAGGACUUGUGGAGUCGGCAAGGCAACACACAGGGGCGAGAGCGAUUUUCGGGGUGUCUGCUCGCAGACGAUAUGGGUCUCGGCAAGACGUUGUCAAUGAUCUGUCUUCUUGUCGCCAAGCGAGAUCGAGUUGAAACUUCUCCCUCGAACGAAAAUUUCAUAGCCCUGAAAGCAACCCUGAUAAUCGUUCCACCUGGCUUGAUACAAAACUGGGAGAAGCAGAUCCGAUUGCAUCUCGAACCAGGAAACCUCACGACUUAUGUUUACCACGGCCAGAACACGCAGGAAGUCGAUGAGUUGUGUCAUUAUGAUGUUGUGAUAACGACAUAUCAUACUGUUUCCUCAAUCUGGAGGAAGAACAAAGAUAGCUUGCAACGACGGAAGACAUUGUUCUCGUUCUCAUGGCAUCGGGUGGUAUUGGACGAAGCUCAUACCAUCCAGAAUUCGCAAAGCCAUCUAGCUCAAGCCUGCUACGCACUCAAUUCUCUGAGAAGAUGGGCGAUCACUGGCACUCCGAUACAAAACAAGUUGACGGACUUUGCUAGCAUUGUUAAGUUUCUACAAGUCUAUCCAUAUGCCGAUGCCAGAACUUUUGAGCAUGAUAUAUUGAAACCAUGGCGAGAUGGAAAAGGCACAGACCCACAAGGCUUUUUGAGGCUCAAGGUUCUUGUUCGUGCAAUCACCAUUGGCCGCACUAAAGCAGUCAUUGAUCUUCCUCCGCGCCUCGAUGAAAUCCACCACCUUCACUUCACAGAGGCCGAGCGUGACAAAUAUGAGUCUGUCAAAACCACAUCCCGAAAUCUACUUGAGGAAGCCAUUUCUUCGGGAAGAAACGGUGGCAAGACGUUGAAUGCAUUGUCGCUGCUCAACCUAUUGAGGCUGAUCUGCAAUCACGGUCUCCUUGGGCAACAUAGUCUCGACAAAAGACUACUUUACACAACAGGACAUAUAUCAACUAAACAACAGUGGCCCGACGAGCCUAAUUUGAACAUCAAUAACAUCCUGGAUGGUUCUCGAAGGUGUCAAAGUUGUGGUGAACCCCUACUCGAAGAUCUACUCGAAGGACCAACCUCUUUCGGUGGAGCUUCUGAUAUAGUUUCGAGCGCCAUGAAUCCAAUGCACUGUAUGAGAUGUAGAUUUCAAAAUACCGAUGAACCUAUGGGUUAUUCUCAAGAAGUCAUAGCAGAAUUGCCCAGCAGCAUCGAAACUUCGUCAGCUCCUACUCCAACGGCAGAGACUGACAACACUCAUACACUUGAGUUAAUGUCAACCAAAAUCAAGGCCCUGGUACAAGAUCUGUGUAAACAUGCCGCAACUGAAAAAAGUGUCGUUUUCUCUUAUUGGACCAGCACGCUUGAUUACGUUCAAAUGAUGUUUGUCGACAAAGGCAUCACGUACACGAGGAUUGACGGCAAGACUCCGCUUCGUGCUAGGAACCAAGCUGUUCAUGCAUUUCAAACAGGCGACUCGGUUCGAGUUAUUCUAGUUUCAAUCACUUGUGGUGGAGCUGGGCUAGACUUAACUGCCGGUUCCCGAGCCUACCUCCUGGAACCACAUUGGAACCCCAUGGUCGAGGAGCAAGCUCUCUGUCGAGUUCAUCGUGUUGGUCAAAAGCGCAAUGUCACUACGAUCCGAUAUCUUAUGCGUGAUUCUUUUGAAGAGCAAAUCGUCGAUUUGCAGAAGAAGAAGAAAUUGCUGGCGCAAGCUACAUUUUCACAAGAUCCCCUGACAGAAGAUGGGAUUGGCAUGGGCAUGUUACAGUAUUUGAAGUCUGUCCUUCAGUGA
Messenger RNA from Glarea lozoyensis ATCC 20868, 2697 nucleotides. Its product is annotated as P-loop containing nucleoside triphosphate hydrolase. The coding region runs from base 1 to 2697 and encodes 898 amino acids. The record is from RefSeq and is a predicted model, not a curated record. The transcript has 11 exons. Gene Ontology annotation, molecular function: ATP binding; ATP-dependent chromatin remodeler activity. Lineage: Eukaryota; Fungi; Ascomycota; Leotiomycetes; Helotiales; Helotiaceae.